AUGGCUUCCAUUCCUUCCGGCGGUCCUCCCGCUCUUGACUACAAUCAUCCUUCCCCGCCCUCGUCUCAACUUCGAAGGAAACCUCUGCCGCAGCAUACCAAUCCGCUGACGGUCGACCCUGAUUACUAUCCCCCUUCUCCCUUUUCUGACGAGGGUGAGAAACACGCUUCCAUUCCUCCUCCUGCGUCCAGGUCUCCCUCCCCUUCGGUGGAUGGACACUCCUUUAUAUCGGCGCCAAGGAAUUCCAAUAGAUAUUCUCGAGCUCGAGCUCCGGCGAAGCCUCUCCGCAUCGAUACCGCCGCCUCCUCCGCGUACCUGAAGUCCGUGGUUGAAGACGACGACGACUCGGAAGAGGGUGCUGACUAUUUUGACGACGAUUACGAACACCAGUUCUCGAAUGGAAUCGGAACCCCGCUGCACAAUCGUCUAGUCAGCGAGCCGUUCAUCCCGAUCCUUAGAUCCCCUCCUCCAGCCCAACGACGUGCGACGAGUAUGGCUUUGCACCCGCCUGUCAGCCGGCCACCACCCUUACAUAUUGACAUUGAUCAACGGUCGAUGUCGAUGAGCAGCGACCCUCGACAACCAAAAACACCUGCGAAUAAGAUCAGCUCUUUCUUCGGUUGGAAAGGGAACGCAGGCAACACGGCCACUUCUCCUGGCGGCGAGUCUUCAAGCACCGAGAUCUCCGAUAUUGGUCGUUCACCUAUGCCAUCCCCAAUGCCUCCCCUACAUAAUGUACCUAUAAAACCCCCGUCUCCUUAUGACACAAGGGCUCCUGGUGGUCUCCCGCAGCGGACUCCCUCACUAGCCAGUGUACCCGACACUAUAUUUGCGUCCAAGAUGGCCGACUUGGAAAAUGAAUUACGAGAAAUCAGCUCCGAAUUGGCGGGUUCCAUCCGCCGUGAGAUGGAGCUCGAGGAUCUGAUCGAGCGUCUUCAGCAAGAAGGGCCUGAUGUAAACCGGCGGACAAGUGAUUAUUUCUCCGAUUCAGGCACGAGUUCCGUCCGAUAUGCCCCUGAAAGUCGAGCAGAAGAUAUUGAGAAGAUUAAACGAGCGGCGGAGCAAGAACGUGCUCAAUUAAAGGUGGAAUUGUCGCAGAAGCUGCAGGAAGAGCGCAUGCAACGAACGGCGUCCGAGUCGCAUGUUCAAAUCUUGGAGAACCAGGUCCAGCAGCUUCGACGCGAUAGAGUGGAUUUGUCCGAUCUCUCGUCCAAAACCAGGGAGCUUGAAAUUGCCCUCGAGGAUACCCGACGAAAACUGCUCGAGGAGCGGCAAUCAAAAGAUAAUUUCGAAGAUUUACUCACGGCCAUGCGCGUGGAAUUAGAACAGCUGCGGAACGAACGAGACAUUUUCAAGGAAGGGAAAACCCUCCCGGCGGAAACGCAGCGUCUGGUUGAAGAGAUCGAAGCUCUCAAGAUCGAGAAUGCCUCUUUGGCCCAGUUGCAGGGUGGACGUUUCGCUUCUAUCGCAGAGGAGGAUGGCAUGCCAGCCAAGCGAAACUCCGUGUUUGGUCUCUCACGGUCGAAUUCCCUUGCCCGCAAGCCUGCCGGUGGCCUAUCUCGAUCGAACUCGGUAUCUGGUGGACAGAAACGAGAGAGCCACGAAUCGCUGGUCGACAAGGUGAAGGACAUCGAACUUCAGCGAGAUGCCCUCCACCGGACAUUAAGAAGCCUUCUCGAUCGCCACGCUUACCAGGCGCGCGACUUUGAAAAGCGAGCCAGGCUUAUGCAAAUGGAGCUUGCGCGAGCCCAGGAGGCCGGUCUUCCUCGGAAACUUGGGUAUGAACGUGAGGUCCGGGCCCUCCGUGACGACGUCAACCAUCUCCGCAUGCGCGCGGAAGAUGCGUUGGAUGGCAAGUGGCAGUGCGAGAAGAACUUGGCAGGUCUGAAGAUGGAUCUGGACCGUGCCGAGCAAGAGACUAGCUCCCUCCGCGUGCUUUUGCAGGAGCACGACACCAACAUCCCCGAAGGACUAGAAGCAGACCAAGAAAGCUUUGCCGAAGUCAUGGCCACAUCAUCGUCCUUGGAGUCGGCCUACCGUCAAUUGCUGGCAGAGCGGCAACAGGCCGAGGUCGCAGAGCAAUCAGGCGACCUCGCCGACUCCAUCGGCCGAGUAGAGAUGCUAGGUGGCAAUGUGCAGCAACGGCUGUCCAAGAACAGCUCCCUGCGUAGUCGCCUCGCGAACGCCAUCGACAAGGGCGAGAGGGACCAGCGCAUUUCGAUCGAGCGCAUCAACUUGCUGCAAAACCGAAUGAAGGAGAUGGAAGAUUCUCUCCUGAUCGCUCAGCACCAUUCCGAAGAAGAAAUGGGCAAGCACGAAGAGGAGAUCCGCCAGAUGAAGGAAAGCCACAACGCCCAGCUGGUGCGCAUGAAGAACGGGGUUCGCACACCCGUCGGCGUCUCCCCACGGCCAGCGAAUACACCAUUCGAUUCGCGCUCGCCGCGCAUCGACAAGACUACCAGCGGAGACGGCGUGCCGCUGACCGACGUCGUCCAAGCCGAAGUCUUGGAAAAGCGAGUCAAGGACCUGGAGAAGCUUCUCCGAGACGCAGACAUGGAGAUGGAAGAAUGUGUGGGAAGGAUGAACCGCGCGCAGGUUGACGUAGCCCAACUACAAUCUGAUAGAGACGAAGCCCUUCGUGAAACCCGUCGUCUUCAGGCGGACAUUCAGGCCGAGCGAGAUACGCUCCGAUCCCUGAUGGCCUAA
Penicillium cinerascens is the source of this 2706-nucleotide messenger RNA. RefSeq lists its product as uncharacterized. The record is from RefSeq and is a predicted model, not a curated record. The coding region runs from base 1 to 2706 and encodes 901 amino acids. The transcript is spliced from 4 exons. Gene Ontology annotation, biological process: regulation of neurotransmitter receptor transport, endosome to postsynaptic membrane; regulation of modification of synaptic structure; regulation of recycling endosome localization within postsynapse. Gene Ontology annotation, cellular component: extrinsic component of postsynaptic early endosome membrane; glutamatergic synapse; postsynaptic recycling endosome. NCBI's taxonomy places the organism in Eukaryota, Fungi, Ascomycota, Eurotiomycetes, Eurotiales, Aspergillaceae.